Prorocentrum cordatum is the source of this 1090-nucleotide messenger RNA. Lineage: Eukaryota; Dinophyceae; Prorocentrales; Prorocentraceae. The record is from the annotation of a GenBank genome assembly.
UUUCCACGACGGUUGGCUCCGCACAACCUCCAGGAGAGACACAUUAUACAUCAAAGCGGUGAUCACAAAAAGAGCAGCCUGCGCAAGGCCAAAUUCCGACAAACUCCUUCGGAGGACAAGCGUUGAGCCCACUUCCGCGCGUGAACCGCUGGUGCACGAACAAGGGGAAAAUCCCCUACCCCCUUGCGGGUGCAGCAGGGGGGAGAUACCUGGCCCGGGCUCCCAAACAUUGCUGGUGAGGCGCUCGGCCAAAACGGGGAGGAUGAGGAUGAGGAUGAGGAGGAGGUGAAGGAAUGAGGAGGAAGGGGGAGGACUGAAGGCACCACACGCUCAUAAUCAACCGACGCAAGGAUCCCAAUGUGUGUGGAACUCACUCCCGGGCGCUCCCGCCCGCGAGAGCGCCGGGCGGCGAGAAUAACUUAAGCCGUGGCGGCGCGGCGCUCCCUGGCGGGUCCCUCUUGGAAGGCCUGCAUGCUGCGCGUGCCGCGAGGGGAUGGCCUCGGGACCCCGACGAGGAGAGAAGAGUCGGGAGGGGCCCGAGCCGGCGCGUCGCCCGAGAGGCCCCCCCCACGAUCUGGGCGCGAGCGGGGGAGGAGGAGGAGGAGGAGGAGGAGGAGGAGGAGGAGGGAGGAGGCAUCCGCGGGCCGCCACGGGCGGGCUCCGGGCGAGGCCUCGGCACACCGGCGCAACCCACCCAGCGCGCGAGAGCGCCCAGGAGGCGCCCACGGGCGGGCACCACAACGACACCGCGACGCACCGGCCCAACGCACGGUGCGCCCACGGCACGCCCGCGCCUGGCCUCCAGCCAGGCAUCAGGCAGAGCCCCCACACGUCAGCCAGCUGCUUGGGAGCGCAGGCGAGAGGCGCUGGUGCAGCCACGGUCUCGGGGGUGACGGCGCUGCCGAAAAUGUGCGAGUGACCAGUCACCGGCCCUCAGCGUUUCUUUGUGAGGGCGCCUGGCACUCUCGCAAUGCGUGGGACCUACUGCCUUUGAUAAGAGAUCUGCUUCUUGGUCUCACCAGUUCCUCUUGGCGUUGCGCGCUGCUUUCGACACCUGCACCGUGCUCUCACCCCGUCCCUGCAUGCAUAA